AUUUUCUUGGAAACCAAGCAGCUAUCUUUCUUUCUUCCUUCCUGCUCUUCUUUUCAUUCCUCUCCCAACCAGAACAACAUGGAAAUAGAGGCAAGGAGAGAUCAGAAUUGCAGCAACAAGAGCAGCAAGACCAACAAUGAUGGCAUUAGUGGUGCAGAAGACACAGGCUAUGUAGAUUGGAAGGGCAGACCUUCCAACCCUCACAAACAUGGUGGAAUGAGAGCUGCAUCCUUUGUUCUUGGGCUGCAGGCAUUUGAGAUCAUGGCGAUAGCGGCCGUAGGGAACAAUCUGAUAACAUACGUGAUGAACGAGAUGCACUUCUCGCUGUCCGAGUCGGCCAACAUCGUCACCAACUUCGUCGGGACGGUGUUCAUCCUGGCGCUCCUUGGUGGCUACCUCUCUGACUCUUAUCUCGGCUGUUUCUGGACCAUGCUCAUCUUUGGCUUCGUUGAGCUUUCUGGAUUCAUCUUGCUGUCAGUCCAGGCUCAUGUUCCACAACUGAAGCCACCCAAGUGCAACAACAACACUAGUGGAGGAGGCAUGGAGCACUAUGAUUGUGAGGAGGCAAAAGGGUUCAAGGCAUUAAUCUUCUUUGUGGCCCUCUACUUAGUGGCAUUAGGGAGUGGAUGUGUUAAACCAAACAUGAUUGCACAUGGGGCAGACCAAUUCCAGUUCCAUCAUAAUCACAAUCAUAAUCAAGAUCAAGAUAAUCGUAAUCAUCAUCAAGUCACCAAAAAGAAGCAUCAGGAUCACCAGUCCAAGCAGCUCUCCACUUACUUCAACUCUGCCUACUUCGCCUUCUCAAUGGGUGAACUUGUAGCUCUCACCCUCCUCGUUUGGGUCCAAACCCACUCUGGCAUGGACGUUGGCUUUGGCGUCUCGGCUGCUGUCAUGGCCAUGGGCUUGAUCUCCUUGGUCUCUGGCACCCUUUUCUACAGGAACAAGCCCCCUCAACGCACCAUCUUAACACCCAUUGCCCAAGUGUUUGUGGCUGCUUUCUUGAAGCGAAAUCAGAUCUCUCCAUCCACCCAACAAAACACGACAACCACCAACAACGUUGUCCACGCACAAAGAUUCAGGUUCCUCGACAAGGCCUCCAUGAGAAGCACCGAAGACAACGGAACAAGUCGUGAGAGCCCAUGGCGGCUAUGCACCACGAGCCAAGUGCAACAAGUGAAGAUCCUCAUCUCCGUCAUCCCAAUCUUCGCGUGCACCAUCGUCUUCAACACCAUCCUCGCCCAGCUCCAGACCUUCUCCGUCCAACAAGGCCGCGCCAUGGACACAAAGCUCACCCCUUCCUUCGACAUCCCGCCAGCUUCCCUCCAAGCCAUCCCUUACGUCAUCCUCAUCGUCCUCGUCCCUCUCUACGACGCCGUAUUCGUCCCCGCAGCCAGAAAGCUCACCGGCCACGAGUCGGGCAUCACCCCGUUGCAAAGAAUCGGGUCGGGCCUCUUCCUCGCCACGUUCUCCAUGGUGGCGGCCGCCGCCAUGGAGAACAAGAGGAGGGAAGCAGCGGUUGAGGACAACGUCAGGAUCUCGAUAUUUUGGAUCACGCCGCAGUUCCUCGUAUUCGGUCUGUCCGAGAUGUUGACCGCCGUAGGUCUCAUCGAGUUCUUCUACAAGCAGUCGCUCAAAGGGAUGCAGUCGUUCUUGACCGCGAUUACCUACUGCUCGUACUCGUUCGGGUUUUACCUAAGCUCGGUUCUGGUCUCGUCGGUCAACAAGAUCACCUCGAGGUAUUCUUCUUCGGGUCAUGGUUGGCUCGGUGACAAUGACCUUAAUAACGAUAGGUUGGAUCUUUUCUACUGGAUGCUGGCGGUGUUGAGCUUCCUCAACUUUCUCAACUAUCUCUUUUGGGCGAAUUGGUACUCUCCUUGUGAUGACAACAAAGGUGAAGAUCAUAUGGGUGGUGAUGAUGAAGCCAUACCCUAGAAGAAGGGUUUGGAGGACCAAUGAGAAUGAGACAGCUAGCCCUAGCUGGCUUAUUAAUGAUGGUUACUAUAUUGAGUGGUUGUACUUUUUCUUGACACAUGAAGUAGCUACGUGUAUGGUAUGUUUUUACUAGGGUUUGUAACAUAAUGUUAUGGGUAGCUAAUAGGGUGGUGACAAUUAUUGGUGGUGGAAGGGAAAAUCUCGCUUCCAUUAUUAAGAUUGUUUAUUAUGGUCGAUCGAUGGAUGGAUGGAUGGAUGUAUCUUUUCCUGUCUUGCUUUUGAGUGGCCAUGUGGCUAGCUAGCUAGCUUUGCUGCUAUAUAUCUCUAUGAAUGUUUUACAGAGAAACUAUGUGUAAGUGACUGAAGACAAAAAAGGGGUCGAUUGGCUUGGAAAUAAUGAUGAUUGUUUAGUGAAC
Molecule: messenger RNA, 2348 nt
Organism: Linum tenue
Lineage: Eukaryota; Viridiplantae; Streptophyta; Magnoliopsida; Malpighiales; Linaceae
Source: the annotation of a GenBank genome assembly